AUGCUGAGCAGAGUUCGCCGGGUAUCCUUAGAGGAUCUUCGUAACAACUACGAUGCAGUGGUGGUCCACAACUUCAACGGCAAAGCGCGGGACCCGACGAUAACCUUGGAGUUAGGGAAAGCGUCAGCACUGAGCGCCGUAGCUCGGCUGCUGCUCUGUGCAACGGGCAUUUUGCAAUUUCGGACAGGGCAGCUCUGGCGACUCCUUUCCUGGUGCCUCCACGUGUCGGUUCCUGCCUGCCUCUCAGCAUUCCUGAUCUACUACAAAGUGGGGCACCCCAAUGCCGACAUCUCCUUCUCCACCGCACUCCUCUGCCCGGAAGAGAGUUACUUGGACGACUACGCAGCCGAGGCCGGCUUCCUGCAAGACUGGUGGAAGGUGUCCAGGAGGCGGUCAUUCGAGGUAGGAGCGUUCUGGCUCACGAUGCUGGCGCUCAAGGCCCUUGCAAACUUUGUCGGCACGGGCAGUGUGCUGUCGACGAUGCUGGAUGCGCCCGACCUUGGGGUUGGUGCUGCUUUCUGGAUCAUGUCCUUCUACUAUGCGCUCAUGUGCUACACCCACUUGCAUAUUUGUUGCGGGCUCGAGUUGGCCGUGGACGGCUUCGGGCUUCGUUUCUUCAAGGAGAUGGAUGUUGAACAGGCGCUGGAAGAGUGGAGCCAAGUGCAGGUCGCUCCUGAAAUCCUGCAGGUAACACCGGAAUGGAGGACACAGCCGAGCCAGUGCCAACGGGUUGUCGAUGCCAGGCAGUUGACGAUUAAUCAGGAUGCAUCUCCGAUGGUCGCCUUUGCCGCCGAGGCACGACACAAUCAGAUUAUCGGCGAAUUGGGAGCAGAACAUCAGGAGCAGCUCCGUGCAAUGUACAAUAGUGGGCUUGCAGAGGUGAACAAGUUGAGGAACGAAUUAGGCAAUGCUAACAUUGCGUUGUCGAUUCAGAGGUCUGAAAUGGGUCAAGGUGAAGUUCGUUUCCAACAAACCGAAAGCGCGAGGGAACUCGCUGUCAUUGAAGCCAACCGGCAAGCGGAAGCUGCCCGUAGAGCUUUAGAGGAAGCUAACAGCAAUGCCAGGCGCCUUCGCGAAGUGGAAACUUCUGCCCGUCAGAAUGAUGCAAUGCGAUCCCAUGAGGUCGCUGACAUGUCAUCUCGGAUGGAUGAACUGAUGAGGCAGCUUCAAGCCCAGCGUCAGCAGACAGAAGUAUUGAUUCAGCAGAAUAGUGCAUUGAGCUCCAGGGUUCGAGAUUUCGAAGCUAGAGAUGCUGCUUUGAGGAUUCAAGAGGGAAUUCCACAAGGGCCUCCACCCGGCAUUCCCGUGCAUCCCAUUUCCACCCCGAAGCAUGGAGGUGACACUCCUACAGAACAGGCGACGGACGCCGGGAGGCGAACCCCUCCAGAUGGCUUCAGCCCAGGUGGCGGUGGCGGUGGCGGCGGGCCUGAUGGCAACGGCCCCAGUGGAGGCGAUGAUGAUCAUGAUCGUCGCAGUCGGAAGUCCAAGAAGGAUAAGAAGCAUAAGAAGAAGAAGUCGCGCAGGCGGAAGCCCCAGCCCGAUGAGGACCAUAAGAAUGAUUUGGUUCUCUCGCUCGAAGAGGCUGAGGGGUAUGCAAGGGAACUUCGGAUCAACGGGAAUUCGAGGAGAAUGAAAGCUACUGAAAAUGACGACUCGGUUGAAGAUGAAGUUGGCAGGGACUACAUAAUCAUCGGCGCUUGGAUUUUUAGCGGUAUGACUGGAAUCACAACUUCUGUAGACCGUCAUGCUCAGCUGACCAAGUACCUGAUCGCCUUCAUGAAGUCAAGAGGGUUGAAAGAUACCUUUACGUCUAUCUGUAUCAACCAUGGUGGCAAUCGCCGGGUGCAUCGAGACUUGUUGAAUCAUGAAGACUCGCUCAAUCACACUCUAGGCGUUGGAAGCUAUCAAGGUGGUUCCGUAUGGGUUGAGCAGAAGGACGACUUUCCCAUAUUUCGCAGAGAAGGUGUAGCUGGUGGGAAAUCAAAGUGCGUCAAGGUUACGGGGGGGCUCGAAGUCAAUGGAAGAGUCUAUGACACUCAUGAUCGAAUGUUAUCCUUCCACCCCAAGCUUUGGCAUCAGGCACAGCCUUGGACAGGUGAUCGAUGGACCAUCACUGCAUACACGAUUCGGGAUGUAGACGGUUUGAGCUGGGAAAAGUCAAAGUCGCUAAUGUCGCUUGGGUUUCAGUUGAAUUCAUCAAGACGGUUACCAUUUGUUCCAUCAUUGAUUACCGGCGACAGCGACGAAGAGCUCACACUUUACGACUUUGUGAAGAAGAAGAAGAAGGACGAAGCUGAGAAAGAUAAGGAGCAUUUCGAUGAAGCCGGGGAGUUGAAAAGUGCCGAGGAUCAGCCACCUCCUCCUCCUGAUUAUACGGAGUACUUUCCUGAUGAAGGUGUUAUUGUUCGCCAUCAUAUGCAGCCUCGCAAAGCUAAGUAUGCUGUUAGCGCUGCGGAAGCAGACGUCUUGAACAUCGGCGACCUGCGGUUGACCGAACGUCAGCUUCUUGGAAGUACUUCUGCAGAAGAACUAUGGGAUGAUGGUUUCCGGGGGGGUAAGGCUUCGGGACUUUGGACGGGAACCACUUACUUGUUUGAUCGUGGUAUUGAUAAGCAUCAUGCCGUGGCUGCUGUUAAGCGCAUUCGUGACAAGAACACAGCUAAAAAGGAAGCUAGGAAACAGGCUUUCUAUGACAUCAGCCAAUUAUCGAGUGGCACCGGAUGCAUGAAACAACCCGUCAACAUCAUCGAGUAUGACAUGAAGUCUUUUCUUGAACAAGCUGUACAAAAGUACAAAGACCUUGCUGGCCCCAAGUAUCACACCCUUAAGUCAGCCUCUACUCCUUUCGCCGACGAGAAGAUCGCGAGGCCCAUCGACGAUGAGGCCGAGGCAAAGAGUGAAUUGGAUGGCUCGUUAUGA
Messenger RNA from Symbiodinium sp. CCMP2592, 2919 nucleotides. The record is from the annotation of a GenBank genome assembly. NCBI's taxonomy places the organism in Eukaryota, Dinophyceae, Suessiales, Symbiodiniaceae.